CAAAGUCGUGGGUGCCAGGCGACGACUACCAGUCAACCCCAAAACUCCUUCGGCUGCGAAUCACACGUGAGCAGAGGAACGAACAGUUAUCGCGUACUCUCGCGGCGAGGACAACUGACUACUCGGUAUCCGAUCACACACCCCCUCCAAGGUGCCAACAACAACUUGUCCCGUCGCAUUUCCAGCAACAGACUCACUCGUCGAUGUUCAAUAUGAGGACGAGAUACGGCCUGCUAACGUCCAGCGUCGCUUUCGUUUGCGUCGUCGGUGUCGUCGGGAGAUCAGCUGCGGCGAUGGAGGAGACACCAGCAUCGUCGUUGAAUCUUCAACACUACAACUCCCUCGACUCGAUUGGCUUCGACGAUACUCUGCCUGAGAAAAGAGCGUACACUUACGUUUCUGAAUACAAAAGGCUACCUGUAUACAAUUUCGGCAUUGGGAAACGUUGGGUGGACAACAAUGACGACAAGAGGGGUCGUCAAUACUCGUUUGGCUUAGGAAAACGCACGAAACAGUACAGUUUCGGGCUGGGCAAGCGAAACGACAACGUGGACUAUCCACUCAGGAUGAACCUGGACUAUGUGCCGAUCGGUGGAUUGGGUUUCCAUUCUCAGGAGCUCCAGGACGACCAGUUGGAAGAGAAACGUGGCAUGCAGCCGUACAGCUUCGGUCUGGGACUGGGGAAGAGGAUGUCUGGGGACGAGGAGGACACGUUGGAAUAAAGGAAACCUCUGGUCGAGGAAGCUCCGUCGGCGGAGGUUCGUUCGAGCGGGACCAUGGCGAUGUUUUAGCCCCGCGUUGAACGACGUAGCUUUAUUUCGAUGUCACGGAGUUCUGUUGUCAGAUGAAAUAUAACGAUUGACGCAACCAAAUAAAGACACGUUUUCAAAUUUCAA
Dufourea novaeangliae is the source of this 896-nucleotide messenger RNA. It is a transcript of the gene Apime-ASTA, whose product is annotated as allatostatins. The record is from RefSeq and is a predicted model, not a curated record. Bases 204 to 722 code for a protein of 172 amino acids. NCBI's taxonomy places the organism in Eukaryota, Metazoa, Arthropoda, Insecta, Hymenoptera, Halictidae. The transcript has 3 exons.